AUGGCGCCAGCAGAUUCAGCCAGGAUAGCAGAGGCCAAGAAGCUGGCAAAGACGGAUCCGAAAAAGGCAGAGGCGCAAUACAAGGAUAUCAUCUCCAAACCUCCUUCAGUCACUUCAGAGGCUGCCGUACGGGAAUAUGAGACUGCGCUGGUCAGCUUGGGAGAGUUGUAUCGGGAUGGAAAGAGAGCAAAUGAUUUGGUAGACUUGAUUACGACGAGCCGGACGGUGUUGUCAUCUUUUGCAAAGGCAAAGACAGCAAAGCUUGUUCGACAACUUCUCGACCUCUUCCAUGCCAUCCCAGACACCACUGAUAUCCAAAUAUCCGUUACGAAAUCAUGUAUCGAAUGGGCCACCUCUGAACGCAGAGGCUUCCUUCGCCAGAACCUCGAGACCCGUCUCGUCACCCUCUAUAUGGUCAAAGCCUCCUACUACGAUGCCUUGACCCUCAUCAACAGCCUCCUCAAGGAGCUUAAACGCCUAGACGACAAGCUUGUCCUGGUAGAAGUCCAACUCCUAGAAUCCCGCGUCUAUCAUGCCCUAGGCAACGUCCCUAAAGGCCGCGCAGCCCUCACCAGUGCCCGCACAAGCGCUGCGUCCGUCUACACACCUCCUAUGCUCCAGGCCGGUCUGGAUAUGCAAUCCGGCAAGCUGCACGCUGAAGACAAAGACUUCAACACAGCCUUCUCCUACUUCAUCGAAGCCCUUGAUGGCUACCACACUCAAGACGAGCCCGAGAAAGCCACCGCGGCCCUACAAUACAUGCUUCUUUGCAAAAUCAUGCUCAACCUGGCAGACGACGUCAACCAACUCAUGACAUCCAAGCAAGCCAUCAAAUACGCAGGCAAGAACCUCGAAGCCAUGAAAGCCGUCGCACGUGCACACUCCAACCGCUCUCUCGAAGAAUACGAAAAGGCACUCGGCGACUACCGCCAUGAACUCGGCUCGGACCCCUUCAUUCGCAACCAUCUGCGCCGGCUCUACGACGCCAUGCUGGAGCAGAAUCUCAUCAAAGUAAUUGAGCCCUUCUCGCGUGUCGAAAUCGAACACAUUGCCAAGAUGGUUGGCUUAGACACGCAGCAGGUAGAGCGCAAGCUGUCGCAAAUGAUUCUCGACAAGGUGAUUAUUGGGGUGCUGGAUCAGGGAGCUGGGUGUUUGAUUAUUUUCGAUGAGACGGAGAGGGAUGAGGGGUAUGAUGCUGCGUUGGCUACGAUUGAGAAGCUGAGUAGUGUGGUGGAUGUGCUCUAUACGAACCAGGCGUCUAUGCUCGAAUAG
This is a messenger RNA of Lachnellula hyalina, 1272 nucleotides long. It is a transcript of the gene rpn6, whose product is annotated as putative 26S proteasome regulatory subunit. Gene Ontology annotation, cellular component: proteasome regulatory particle, lid subcomplex. The coding region runs from base 1 to 1272 and encodes 423 amino acids. Gene Ontology annotation, molecular function: structural molecule activity. Gene Ontology annotation, biological process: ubiquitin-dependent protein catabolic process. The record is from RefSeq and is a predicted model, not a curated record. NCBI's taxonomy places the organism in Eukaryota, Fungi, Ascomycota, Leotiomycetes, Helotiales, Lachnaceae. The transcript has 3 exons.